This is a messenger RNA of Pyrgilauda ruficollis (rufous-necked snowfinch), 9889 nucleotides long. RefSeq names its product Ras association (RalGDS/AF-6) and pleckstrin homology domains 1 (gene RAPH1). Bases 333 to 3890 code for a protein of 1185 amino acids. The record is from RefSeq and is a predicted model, not a curated record. NCBI's taxonomy places the organism in Eukaryota, Metazoa, Chordata, Aves, Passeriformes, Passeridae. Gene Ontology annotation, biological process: signal transduction. Gene Ontology annotation, cellular component: cytosol; plasma membrane. The transcript is spliced from 15 exons.
GCGGCGGCGGUGCUGGGGCGGUAGCGGCGUGUGGGGAGCGGCGUCUCCGCUGCUGGGCAGGGACGCGCCUCGGCCGCCGGGCGGAGGCGGUUCCGCGCUCGGCGGAAACAAGGAACGGGAAAGGAAGGGAGCGGCGAAAGGAACCGGUAUCGGCAGCCACCAUUAGUGGAGGCGAGAGGAGCAGCAGCAGCAGCCGCCGCCGAGGUGGUCUGCGGGCGGAGCGGACCCGGGUGCCGCCGCCGGCAGCGAGCAGGAGCGAACCCGGCGCCUCGCCCCUCUGUUCUGUGGGGCGUCGCCGCUGCCCGCCGGGGCUCCCCGGGAGCCGGGGCGAGAUGGAGCAAUUGUCAGAUGAAGAGCUUGACCAUGGUGCAGAAGAAGAUAGUGAUAAGGAAGAUCAGGAUCUCGACAAGAUGUUUGGGGCCUGGCUGGGUGAACUGGACAAACUCACACAGAGUUUGGAUGCAGACAAGCCUGUGGCACCAGUGAAGAGGUCACCCCUCCGCCAGGAAACCAAUCUUGCCAACUUCUCAUAUCGCUUCUCCAUGUACAAUUUGAAUGAAGCCCUGAAUCAGGGGGAAACUGUGGAUCUGGAUGCUCUCAUGGCUGAUCUCUGUUCCAUAGAGCAGGAGCUCAGCAGCAUUGGCUCUCAUUCCGCAAACAAUGCUGCAGUGAAACGCCUUACCACAGAACCCAAAACUCAGAAACCACCUGCUAGUCGACCUUCCACUAAGCACAGCAGCAUGAAAGGAUUGUCCUCCUCUGCUAAGCUGACUAAACCAUCGCAUGCCAACGUGUCUCUGGAUGACAUCACUGCACAGUUAGAGAAGGCCUCCUUGAGCAUGGAUGAAGCAGCCCAGCAGUCUGUUGCGGAAGACACCAAGCCAGUGGUUACUGCCCAGCACAGGAGGACAGCAUCUGCUGGCACAGUGAGCGAUGCUGACGUGCGCUCUAUCAGUAACUCCUCCCGUUCCAGCGUGACCUCGGCAGCUUCCAGCAUGGACUCCCUGGAUAUCGAUAAGGUGACAAGACCUCAGGAGCUGGACUUGACCUCACAAGGGCAACCGAUCACCGAGGAGGAACAGGCUGCUAAACUGAAAGCUGAGAAGAUUAGGGUUGCAUUAGAGAAGAUUAAAGAAGCACAAGUGAAAAAGUUGGUGAUCAGAGUCCAUAUGUCUGAUGACAGCUCAAAAACAAUGAUGGUGGAUGAGAGGCAAACAGUGAGACAAGUAUUAGACAAUCUGAUGGACAAAUCACAUUGUGGAUACAGUUUAGACUGGUCAUUAGUGGAAACCAUCUCUGAAUUGCAAAUGGAAAGGAUCUUUGAAGAUCAUGAAAAUUUAGUUGAAAAUCUCUUGAACUGGACAAGAGACAGUCAAAACAAACUAAUGUUCGUGGAACGUAUAGAGAAAUACGCACUUUUCAAGAAUCCACAGAACUAUCUUCUGGGGAAGAAAGAAACCUCUGAGAUGGCAGACAGAAAUAAAGAGGUGCUACUAGAGGAAUGCUUCUGUGGAAGUUCUGUAACUGUGCCAGAGAUUGAGGGAGUUUUGUGGCUGAAAGAAGAUGGUAAGAAAUCUUGGAAGAAACGUUACUUCCUUCUUCGGGCUUCUGGAAUCUACUAUGUCCCUAAAGGGAAGGCAAAGGUGUCACGGGAUCUCGUGUGCUUCCUACAGCUAGACCAUGUCAGUGUUUACUAUGGACAGGACUAUCGGAACAAAUACAAGGCACCCACAGACUAUUGUUUAGUGCUAAAGCAUCCUCAGAUCCAGAAGAAGUCCCAGUACAUCAAAUAUCUUUGCUGUGAUGAUGUAAGAACUCUACACCAAUGGAUCAAUGGCAUCCGCAUUGCUAAGUAUGGGAAGCAGCUUUACAUGAACUAUCAGGAAGCACUGAAGAGAACAGAAUCAGCAUAUGACUGGACCUCCUUGUCUAGCUCCAGUAUCAAGUCAGGCUCCAGCUCAUCUAGUUUGCCAGAAUCUCAAUCAAAUCAUUCUAAUCAGUCUGACAGUGGGGUUUCUGACACUCAGACAGCUGGACAUGUCCGUUCCCAAAGCAUUGUCAGCUCCAUGUUCUCUGAGGCCUGGAAACGAGGCACUCAACUGGAGGAAUCCAGCAAGGCCCGAGUGGAGCCUGCAGGUCGGCCCUUCGUGUCUGUCGCAGCUCCCGUGUCCCCGCAGACGAAAGCGGUGACGCCCUACACGGCAUCGCAGCCGUCCCCGGCGCCGCCGCCCCCGCCCUCGGCAAAGCCUCAGAUCCUGGUGCCCCCCAACGGGGUCAUGCCGCCCCCUCCGCCCCCACCGCCGCCCCCCACACCGGGCUCGGCCAUGGCGCAGCUGAAGCCGGCACCUUGUGCCCCCUCUGUGCCACAGUUCACGCCACCGCCACCGCCCCCCAAGAUACAUCAGGUUCAACCAAAUAUAAGCCAGGCCGCUGUUGCCUCCUCGUUGCCACCACCGCCUCCUCCUGUGCCUGCCCCACCACCACCACAGGCACCCCCAAAGCCUGUCAUGGCAGCUUUGCCCCCUCAGUCUAGUGGGAAGGCAGCGUCACCAGGGGUCACACAUGUCACUCCCCCUGUGACUGCAGCCUUGCCCCUUGCAAUAAAGAAACAACCAAGUGUCACUUCUCCCCAGGUGCCUCCUCUGCCCCCAGCCCCUCCUGGCCCCACUCCACCUGCAACAUUCCCAAAGCAGCAGAGUUUCUCAGUAAAGCCUCCUCCAUCCCCUCAGUCCCCAGUGCCGUCGGUGGUGAAGCAGAUAGUCAGCCAGUUCCCCCCGCCUCCCACACCACCUGCCACUGAGCCCCAGCCUCUGAAACCCCUUCCACUGAGUGUGGCUCCACAGUCGCCUCCAGCAGUGAAGGCAAAGCCCAAAUGGCAGCCUGCUGCUGCUCCUUCACCAGAUUUCCCCCCUCCUCCACCAGAGAGCAGUUUAGUGUUUCCUCCUCCACCUCCUUCCCCAGCUUCCUCUGCAGGUUCUCCCCCACCUGACAAAUCAGGGUCUCCAGUAAAAAAGGCCGGCAAGACAUCAAGCCCUGGAGGGAAGAAACCACCUCCAACACCUCAACGCAAUUCCAGCAUCAAGUCCACAAGCUCUGCUGAGUACCAUGAGUCCAAGAGGCCUUCAGUGGACCGCCUUGUCAGCAAAUUUGCACACUCCCCAGAGCCGUCAGGAUCUCCUUCCAAGGAGUCAUCGCCUCCUCCAGCCCCUCCAAAGCCAGGAAAGCUCAACCUUUCUGGUGUGAGUCUGCCCAUUGUCCUUCCACAAGGUGGGAUCCCAGCCAAGGCUUCUGUUCCGAGUGUGUCUGGAAAGGAACCUGUGGUUGAAUUCCCUUCACCGCCAUCCGAUUCAGACUUCCCACCACCACCACCUGAAAUAGAUCUUCCUCCCCCUCCAGUAGAAAUUCCAUCUGUGUUUUCAGGCAGCACCUCCCCGAAAGUUGCUGUUGUAAAUCCCCAGCCACAGGCAUGGUCAAAACCAUCUGUGAAAAAAGCCCCGCCACCCACACGCCCCAAGCGGAACGACAGCACCCGACUGACACAGGCAGAAGUUGCAGAGCCCCCAGGGUCAGCUGGCCCACAAGUGCCCACCUCACCCAAGUCCAGCCUUAGCGUUCAGCCGGGAUUCCUGGCAGACCUCAACCGGACGCUGCAGCGGAAAUCCAUCACCCGGCACGGCUCGCUCUCCUCCGCACGGAUGUCCAGAACGGAGCCCACGGCCACCAUGGACGACAUGGCCCUGCCUCCACCUCCACCAGAGCUGCUAGCUGACCAGCAGAAGACCAGCAGCUUUGGGGGCAGUCAUAUAUCUGGCUAUGCAACGUUACGGAGAGGGCCGCCCCCUGCACCCCCCAAAAGGGAUCAGAACACCAAGCUGUCACGGGACUGGUAGUCAGUCCCCAGAGCCAGUGCUCUCCAUGACUUGUGGGCUGCUCUGUGAUCGCCCAGCCCGUGAUCCCGUGCACGUGGAGAGGAUGUGGGGUUGUGGAUGAUAGCCCCAUUAAAAGAGGUGAUCUCAAACUGCAGCUAUGGCUAAAUGUAAAGACAUUCCCCUUUCAUGUCUAGGUUAAGAAAGAUGGGGGCUUAGGGGUGUUGAUACUGCAUUGGGAAAAGUGGAUAGAGAGGUGUUGGCUUCAUUCUUUCAGUUUCUUUUACCCUUCUUAGGGAUUGGACCAAACCCCCAUUUUCUUACUUUUUCUGCAUUUAGGGGAGGGGGAGGGAGAUAAUUUUUUGUAGUGUCUGUCCAUGUGAGACAUGUUUGUGCAUGUAUAAUAAGUGUAGGUAUAUAAUAUAUUGUGAUAUAUUUCGUCGCAAUUAUAGAAGAUAACCAGAAUGUUUUUGUAGAACCGUAUUUAUUGUUUCAGUCAGUAUAUUAUCUGGAAUCGGACUCUAACUGGUCAAAUCUUAUAAAGAUAGAGAUGUAGGGGGCACUUUAAAGAAAGGAAAUAAAAAACCCAAACCCACAAACUUCUCAGCAGUUUGUGGUGGGUAAAUUCUGCAAAGCUGAGGUGUUCGGCUGGUAACUGUACGUUGUCCAUUGAUUGAAAAGUACAGAUGCAACAUACCAAAACAUUCUGGUCAUAAUACUACUGAAAAUGAGUAUGUUCAGAGGAAAGAAAUAGAUUUUAUAUAUAGUGGGCUGGAGUGAAAUAUAUUUAUACUAUAAAGAGCCUCCCCCUCCUUUCAAAUAGUUUAAAAAUAUACACUGAUAGAAAUUAUUUCAAACUUAUUUGUCCAUGCAGUUAAGUAGGAUAAAUGUAUAUUAUUCCAAACCAUUAUGCAUUCUAACUGAUAAUAGGCUCAAUCAUUUGUUUCUGUGGCUCAAGAGGAAUAUAUUUGUGUUAACCCCUUCUGAAAGCUGCCAGGACUCCUGCAAUCGAAAAUCCUGUCAACCCCCAAGGCUGACCCACGCCGAUCGGUGAGCUGUCCGUGUAACCCUUACCCUGAAUGAACAGGUAGGUUUCUGUAGAAAGUGGUGUGUGCUCACACAGGCAUGCACAGCAUCCAGUCUCACCUGGUCUGGGCCUGGUAAGAUGUAGUGUCUUACAAAAACAAGCGUCUGGAAGUUUGUGAAAAAAGUGUUGUUUGUAAUGGAUUGGAAAUGGCCAGGAAACUUUCCCUUCUGGAAAGAGAGAAGGGAGCAGCAAUUUCAGGACAAGCAGAGUAGGAAUUCUCUGUUUUCUGUGACUUGCCAGAGACUGUGACCAGUGCAUUAACCUGUUUAUUACGAAGUUGCACUUCUAGCAGUCUGAAGAAGACUGGAAAUAAAAUAACCUUAAAGAGGCAAUAACAUUUGCUAAGAAUUUCAUCUAAGGGCCCAUAUAAGUAGAAAAUAGACUGUUGGUUUGCUUGGUUUUUUGUUAGUCACCAAUUUACAAUUGGUCACCACAUCAAGCAUGACAGUCCUUGUGAUAAGGUAGUGUAAGUGGUCUUAUGUGUCACUGCACAUUCCUUGCAGGGUGGUGGGACACAGCCUUUGUAAAACAGCUAAAAUACUUGGACUGUAACUACCCCAUCUUCAGCUGUUACAGCUUCCCUUGUCAGCAUGGGGAUAUUGUUGAUAUAUAGUGUCAAUAGGCUCAUAGGGCAAAUAAUUUCACUGUUUGCCUACUUUUUCUCCAAAAGCAAACUUUAAACGCUUUCUUUUUCCCAAAGAAUGAAACAAAGACAGCAGCUUGACCUGGCAGUAUCUGCACAUGUGUAAAACCAAUAUAAACUAAUCUCUCCUUAAAGUAAUUUAGGAUGAUAUUUAAGAAAUAUUGUGACAGUAUCCCCCAUUCCUUUUUUAUAAAGUUUUUUUUUUUAAGUCCAAAUCAUGAAAUAAAUGUCUUUGUGAAUAUUUUAUGAAUAGGAAAAAAAGUUUUGCUAAUUUGAGGUGGAAAAUUACACAUCUAUAACUAUAUAGUUUUAAAUAGGUGCAUCAUGAAAAGAGAAAAAUUAGUGGUGCUGUCUCUGCUGAACUGUUUCAUAUGAUUUUUUUAAAAUCUGUUUCAGCACCUCUGGAAAUUGUUUUAAUAUUUCAGACUAGAUUUUUUGAGCAAUAAAAGUAUAUACCAUUAUGUGCAUUUUUAAAGCACUGCUAUGGAAAGGCACUUUUUUGUAUCUUUCAAAUUGUUCACCAAGUUUUGUUUCUACUAUUUUUGUGCUUACAAAGUGUCCUUAAAAGCAUUUGCAUUGUUGAUUUUAAGCAUGCUCAGUGUAGCUGGUGACUAACUUCACAGGAGGGUUGCUGAGCUAUACUGCAGUUCAUGGGUGCUGUAAUUUUCACGUUGGUCCUCCUGCUGCUGUGUCCUGUGCGCAGCUCCUGGAACUCAGGCACACCAGAGGGCAAAAGGUGCUCGCUGCAGCUGUAACUGCUGGGCCCUUAGCCAUGAAAGGGAAGUGGGCACAUUCUCCUGCUCCUGGCAAGAUGCACCUGGGCUGAUGCAGCAUGUGCUCCCAGGUGAGAGCAGUCAGGGAAUUCUGCUUGCCCCACCUGCUUUUCUUUUCACCAGGACAGCCUCACUGGUGUGUGUCAGUUCCAGCCCUUUUACUUUAGUUCACUCAGUGUGGGUACCUCUGGGCUUUGGAUUCAGCACAUCAAUGUUUUCAGUGCAAUUUCUUCAGAGGCAUUUCAGCUUUGUUCUCGUUUUCCCGUGUCCACAUUUAUUUCCCCAUUAUCUCUCCCUAGACAAUUAAUCCAUGCUUACUACUGCAGGCUACCCACAGCUUGCUGGGAGACAGCUAUAUAACUCAAAAGUCUGCAGCAAAAAGAAUGAAUGUCAGCAAAGGUGGCACCCUAUAUUCCUUCUAGUUACAGUUUACUUCUUCAGGCAGUAGUGAGCCAGUGAGAGGCUCUGGCUUGCUUUCUCUCAGCUGAGCAUGGAAAUUUGGCUAUAGUGUGGUUCAGACAACCUGGUUGUCUUUUCAGGUUAUGAGAUACACCCCCCAUUGUAACUUGCUUUUCCAGUAUAUGUACAUACAUUUUGUGACAGUGAAUAUUUGCACCUUAUUUUGCAAGUUGUUUUCCUCCAUGUGCAGUCAUCUCAUAAUUGCACCAUAAUAUUUAUUAGAAAAUUAAGGGUCUGGAUUUCAGACACCAGGAAGAGGCUUCCUGCUACAAAUAUGGGCAGUAAUACUUUUGGCAGUUUUAAAAUGGGCAUGUGAAGGCUGAGUGUUCAUACUCCAGACACAAAAAUGCUUUGAUCCCAAACUACACAGAGUGUACGGCUGGAGUUGCAUUACAUGAGGCACAGGCUGGCCACUUGUUAAGGUGGGUGUCAGGGGACUCUGCUGCUGCAGGGGCACUUGAGAGGGCUCAGCUGUGUUCGUUAAUCUUUUCCACAUUUGAUCUUCAUUUCCUCUCUGCUAUGCAGCAUAGCAUCCACCUCUGAGUACCAGAGCCCUGUUCAGCCAGGUGUCUGUGCCCCCAGCCCAGGUGGAGAAAGCAGGGAGCUGCUCUCAGAUGCUUACAUCACCUUUCAGGUGCUGGGGAGUUACUUUGAAAGGAAAAACUAGGCUCUUCUAGCAGCACUAAACUUAGAUGAGAAAUUACUUUUUAAAACUAAAAAUAACCCACAGGUUUCCAUAGGUAACCAUGUUUCAGGUGGCUAUGCUAGGGGUUCCUGCUUAGUCUUUUAACACCUGUAGCUGGGAGAGGAAGUUAGGCACAAGUGCCUGAAGCAUUCUCUUAUUUUCUACAGAAGAGGAAGUUUCCUGCUUCACCCUGCACGGUGCUUUCCUCCUGCAGCAAACCACCUCUGAGUGCUCUGACUUGGUAGUGACCUCAAAGCCAAAGAGCUCCUCUCCUGAGCUUACUCUGCCCUUGUCUGCAGGGCAACAGUGAGGGACACAUCAGGGAAACAAAGUGCUGGUACCUGGAUUAUUUGGUUUCAGGUCUGAGGGGAGAGGAUGCAGUUUUUUCAACAAGUGCAUUUUAACAUUAACUGUUCUGGGCUUGCCCAUUUAAAGGUUUUCUAAUUCCUUCUUUCUGUGCCCUUAGGCAACCAGAUAAAUUAUAUCAGCUCGGAGAUAAAGUGUGGCCAGUCUUCCUCUCAGUUAAAUUUCUUUUUUUCCACAGUUUAAGGAACCAAAAGUGCCAUUUCAACAGCAGAAGGGCAAAAAGAAAUUUUCUGCUUUUUACAGAAAACAGCAUAGAACCAAAUUUGUUUUGCUACAGUGGUACUAUCGCAGGUAUAUUUGUUUCUUAUUCAAAAUAAGAUUAUAAGUGGGUCAUAAUAUGAGUAUUAUUUCAACUAGUGUCAUGUUGCACUCCAGAAAAGCAGUAUGAAUUCCUGGCAGAAGGUAGUGAGGAUGAAGCCAGAACAUGCAAGUUUGGUUAGUUACUGGGUUUUUAUUUUCCUUAUAGCAUUACUAAGGUGUAGAUUACAUACUGAGUCACAGUGCUCCUCAGUUGCACGUGAGUCUUAAUACUUUGGGGCCCAUUUGUGGCACCUGGUGUUGAGCUCUGUGUUCAUUCCCUUGCACCACUGGGACGGACUCCAAACCAGAGAGCAUUUAACACUACAAGGGAUAGUUUCAUUUGGAUUUUUUUUUUUUUUUUACCACAUGAUGGUGGGGUUUUAAGCUUUAUUUUGGAAUUCCGAGUUUGUCUAAGCUGAGUAAUUUUCCUUUCUGAAUUUUCUUUCCUUCAUUUAACAAAUUCCCGUGAAGGGGCAAAGAAAAAAAACCAAACCAGGGUUUUGUUGCAGGGGCAGCACUCACUAAUACUGUGACACAGGCUUGGUCUAGUUGUGAGAAGUUUAAGACACUAAACUGCAAAUGAGAUGAAAAACACACGCUAAUCCAGCACCACGUAAAUUACUCUAAUUGCUGCUAACCAGCCACAGGAGAAAUAGUGACUUGGGUAAUGAUCAUUUGGUGCUCUGAGGCACUCGGUGGGGCAAGGACUCAGUGAGCUCUCUGUCAGCUGAUGGAUCUUGGGUAAAGGGGAGCUAGAGAAGGUAGAAGACUUGGAGGAACACAAACUAGUGCUGUGGAAAUGAAUGAGAAGGACCUUCAGUAACAGAUUGUUAUUUAAAUGCUUGAAGGCAACUUGUCUUAUAGGAGCUUUUGGAACUCAACCGUUUGCUGCAGUGGAAAAUAAUUUCCUUCCAGCUUUCCCAAGAUGCCAAAGAUGCAUUCUGAGCUAAAUUCCAGGUAUGCAGAUGUGUGUACACCAGUCUCCUGUUGCCAGGCGUCUCAUACUGCUGAUCUCUAGCACAUGUCUAGUGAGAGAACAGGGUGCCACUCUCAGAUGUUGUCUGUCCCUUGCCUUUAACCAACACUGGGAACUGGGUACGCACUUGCAAAGGACAGUUUAACAAAGUUGUGCCCAUGGCACCCUGCUGGCUGAUUUGGUGCAGCACAAUAACGCUUGUACUUCUAAAAGAAAAACUAAAUGUUUUGUCAUAAGUUUUAAUUGGAAAUCUUAGGCCUCCUAGUGGACUGCAGUGGACCAGAAAUGAACUGGAGCAGCAGUUUGGUUUAUGGCUUACACUAAUUGUUACCAGUCACUGGGAAUAUUCUGUAUAAUACUGGAGAUGCAAGUGUAAGAAGUGUCAUUGCAAUGAUGAUUUGUCUGUGCGGCAAACUUGUGCUGAGUGCUGUAAAUACAUUCAUGUUUACUGCUUUAAAAAGAAAAUUGCACAUUUUAUCUUUCAAUGGGAUUGCCUCCCCUCUUCUUCCCUUUCCAAACAGAAAAAAAAAAUUUAAAAAAAUCAAAGCUCUUUUAGACUGAUAGCAUCAGGUUGUGGGGAGCUUUGCCAUAUUAUAAAUAUAUAUAAAUAUAUGUAUAAAUAUACUUUUUUAAGCAUGAGAGAGGACAAAAGAAAUACUACAUUACAGAGUACCCAAUAUAGCUCAUUAUACAAUGGAAUAUGCACAAUUCAAUAAAGAUGUAGUUAAAUUUAA